GUUAAAGUUUCAUUUGACCUGGACAACAUUCAGAUCAAAUACAUUGAUGAGGAUAAUGAUGAGGUCUCUGUGAAUAGCAAAGAGGAAUAUGAAGAAGCUCUGAAGAUUGCAGUUAAACAAGGAAAUCAGCUUCAGAUGAAUGUGUAUGAAGAAAACUCUUCUCCAAAAGAAACUUCAUGUUCCUCUUCUUUGCAACUACAUGAAAAAAACAUGACAGAAAAGUUGGCACUUCUUAAAGAUGAAAAGAAACCUCUUUCACACUACUCCAUGCUAGCUCAGGGGUUAGAGGAAGACUUAGAAAAUGAAAAGGAGCUGACAAUUCAGCAAAAGUUAAAUCACACUAGAACAGGAAGAACAAAUGAAAAUCCUCCAGAAUGGUUUACUAGCUACUUGGAAACAUUCAGGGAACAAGUAGUUAAGGAAACUGUUGAGAAACUGGAACAGAAGCUAUAUGAGAAGCUUGUUCAUCACAAUCAGCCUCCAGAUUUUUCUGAGAGCUCUAUUACAGCAGCACCUCCAACUUCAGAGAGCCGAUCAGGGAACAGCAACCAGUGUGACUGGCUGAUCUCCUGCUGCAACUGCCAGGUCCGAAUUGUUGGAGUUCGCUACCAGUGCAGCGUUUGUCCAGCCUACAAUAUCUGUGAACAGUGUGAAGCAGGAAUAUAUGCACAUGAUCCUAAUCACGUCUUGUUAAAGCUGCGAAGACCUGUACUAUGUACUGCUGAGAAUUACAGCCUUGCAGAGUUUUCAUCUCGCCUGCCUGCUACUCUGGAGCAAGUUAGGCUCCAGAAACAAAUGGACAAAAGAUUUCUGAAGGCAGAAAAGCAAAGAUUACGAGCAGAGAAGAAACAGCGAAAGGCAGAGGUCAGAGAGCUCAAAAAGCAGCUAAAAUUGCACAGGAAAAUUCAUCUGUGGAACUCCGUCCACAUAUUGGAAACUAGCGGCUCACCUACUCUGAAAUCUGAGAGUCUCCAACCUAAUACUGUCCUGAGUCCUAGCGAACCCUUCCAAGCGGUUGUCCCAACACUAAGUGCAGUAUUUGUGGAUGAGAAUUUGCCAGAUGGGACUCACUUGCAACCAGGAACAAAAUUUAUCAAACACUGGCGAAUGAAAAAUACUGGCAAUGUGGAAUGGAGCUCAGACACAAAGCUGAAACUUAUGUGGGGAAAUCUGACCUUGGCAUCUUCAGAAAAAAAAGAUGUGUUAGUGCCAUCCCUUCCAUCGGGACAAGUAGGAACUGUUUCAGUUGAGUUUGUAGCUCCUAAUAUAGAAGGAACUUACACCUCUCACUGGAGACUGUCCCACAGAGGGGAACAGUUUGGGCCCAGGAUCUGGUGCAGUAUUGUUGUGGAUCCCUCCCCAGCUACUGACUCUCUAGAAAGCAAUUGGAAGGAUUCGGACUCCUGUCAGAAGGAUAACACUUCCAGCAUGAAACAGGAUGCUUCCUUAAAGGCAGAAGCAGGUGCUCAACUGAUGGGUGAAAUUGUGGAGCAGGCUGAAAUACCUCUGCCAACUAUUCCUUUAAAGAUCAAAAAUCUGCCAAGUGAGAGAGAAUUUUAUAUCCCAUCUGUUGAUCUCCUCACUGCACAGGAUUUGCUGUCCUUUGAGCUAUUGGACAUUAAUAUUGUGCAGGAAUUGGAGCGAGUGCCACACAAUACUCCUGUUGACAUGACUCCAUGCAUGUCCCCUUUGCCACAUGAUAGCCCCUUGCUGGAGAAACCUGGUUUGGGUCAGAUAGAGGAGGAGAAUGAGGGGAGUGGAUUUAAACCAGUGCCUGGGAUGAUGGAAGCCUGCUUUCCUGCAGAUACUUGCAUAGUGAAGGCGAAAGCUGAACCCCCAUUGAACCAGGAGGAAGGAGAAGAAGAUAUGAGUGGGACUCAGUUUGUCUGUGAAACUGUAAUUCGCUCUUUAACCCUGGAUGCUGCGCCUGACCAUAAGCCCCCACAAAGAAAGAAAAUCCUCCAGUACCCUUUACAAACAUUGCAAGACACCUUCAGUUGCAAUGUGAUAAAUGAAGAAUCUCCUAGGAUAAAAACUAAUUCCACUUCCAAAAAGGAAGCAAAGAUUCAUCAGUCAGAGGCAAUGAAUAAAAACAACUGUGGGGACCUUCCACUGUCUGAUGAGAGAGCAAACCUCUGUAGUGAUACCGGCAAUUCUGAUCAAGAGGAAGAUGAUGAUAAAGAUGAUGUUCAAAGUCAAGGCUCCUCUGCUUCAUCAGAGGAUUAUAUCAUUAUUCUCCCUGAGUGCUUUGACACCAGUCGUCCUUUAGGGGAGUCUAUGUAUAGCUCAGCUCUUUCUCAGCCCAGUUUGGAAAAGACAGGAGAACCUGAAACAGGAGCAGAGAAUCCAGAAGGGGGAAGCCAGCCACAGGUCCCCAGUGUCAGCGAUAUUUUGACAACUUCACAAACACUAGCUGUAGUACCACUAACCCCAGAGAUUGCGGACACCUUACCCCAAACACAAAGGAAUCUUGCAUCUCUUCAGAAUCAUAUCUUGCAAGAAUCAAACAUACCAGCUUCAGAGCAUAUCUCUUCCACUCCUCAUAAUCAAAUAAGAGAAGAACCCAGUGGUGAAGACAGUCACGGACCAGGAUCUUCUGGAUUUCUAAGUAGUAAACAGAAGUGCUCAGAAUACCCAAGAUACCCUCAAGGAAGCAGCAUCGCAGGAGAACUAGUUAAAGGAGCUUUGUCUGUUGCUGCUUCUGCCUACAAAGCAUUAUUUGCUGGACCACCCGUUAUAGAACAGCAGCCUGCAGCUACAGAAGAGCACACUGCCACUCUUCUAUCCAGCCUGCAUGAGAUGGGGUUCUGUGACAGGCAGUUAAACCUGCGACUGCUGAAGAAACACAACAAUAAUAUGGUUCAAGUGGUAACUGAAUUGCUUCAGAUCAGUAACAGUGACUGGUACAGCGGUAGAUGCUGA
Balearica regulorum gibbericeps (East African grey crowned-crane) is the source of this 2922-nucleotide messenger RNA. The record is from RefSeq and is a predicted model, not a curated record. Lineage: Eukaryota; Metazoa; Chordata; Aves; Gruiformes; Gruidae.